GACGGGAGGAGGGACAGGAGGAGGGAGGGCAGGCGGGCGCCAGCCCAGAGCAGCCCCGGGCACCAGCACAGACUGUCUCCCAGCCCAGGCGCCCCCCACUCUCGCUCCAUUCUGCAGGAGCACCCAGUCCUGUGAGCCAAGGAACUGGUCCUGGGGGCACCAUGGUUUCAGCAGCAGCCUCCGGCCUCCUCAUCCCUCUGUUGCUGCUCCUGGGGUCUGUGCCCGCCACCAACGCCCGCUCUGUGGCCCUGAAGGCCUCGUUCCCGGAGGACGUGGCAGGUAGUGGGGAGGCCGAGGGCUCACUGACCUCCUCCCCGAGCCUCCCACCAGCCUGGACCCCGGCCCUCAGCCCCACAUCGACGGGACCCCAGCCCACAUCCCUGGGGGGGCCCUCACACCCCACCAACUUCCUGGAUGGGAUCGUGGACUUCUUCCGCCAGUAUGUGAUGCUGAUCGCUGUGGUGGGCUCCCUGGCCUUCCUGCUGAUGUUCAUCGUCUGCGCCGCAGUCAUCACCCGGCAGAAGCACAAGGCCUCGGCCUAUUACCCGUCGUCCUUCCCCAAGAAGAAGUACGUGGACCAGAGUGACCGAGCUGGGGGCUCCCGGGCCUUCAGUGAGGUCCCCGACAGGGCCCCUGACAGCCGGCCCGAGGAAGCCCUGGAUUCCUCCCAGCAGCUCCAGGCCGACAUUCUGGCUGCCACCCAGAACCUCAAGUCCCCCACCAGGCCUGCACCAGGCGGUGGGGAUGGAGCCAGGAUGGUGGAGGGCAGGGGAACGGAGGAAGAGGAGAAGGGCAGCCAGGAUGGGGACCAGGAAGUCCGGGGACAUGGGGUCCCAGUGAAGACACCAGCGGUUCAGGAGGAACCAUGCUCAGGGGGGCCUGAGGGGGCUCUGGUGGCCGGUGAGGGCCAAGGGGAGCUGGAAGGGCCCCUCUUGCUAGCCCAGGAAGCCCAGGGACCAGAGGGUCACCCCGAAGCCUCCUGCGCUUGCAGCAGCGUCCACCCCAGUGUCUAACAGGCCUCCCAGGCUGCCAGCCCUGACUGUCGGGGCCCCAAGUGGUCACCUCCCUGGGCAUGAAAAGGCCUUCAGUCCUGAGGGCUUCCUGACACUCCCUCCUUGGCCACCCUGUGGUGCCAAUCCCAGCAUGUCCUGAUUCUACACCAGGCAGAGAUGCUGGUCCCCAGUCCCCAGGAGGAAUCUCACCAAGUGCCGACAUCCUUCACCUCUGCAGCCCCAAAGGGCUAUAUUCUAAAGCACAGCUUGCCUGACAAGGCGAGGGAGGCCACAGGUCCCUGUGACAGCCAAGAUUAAACAUCCUGCGAGGCUGAGUGCGGAGGCUCAUGCCUGUAAUCCCAGCGUUUUGGGAGGCCAAGUCCGGACAUCGCUUGAGACGAGGAUUUCAAAACCAGCCCCAGCAACGUUGUGAGACACCCAUCGCUACAAAACAAAAACAGUCCA
Messenger RNA from Saimiri boliviensis boliviensis (Bolivian squirrel monkey), 1457 nucleotides. It is a transcript of the gene TMEM119, whose product is annotated as transmembrane protein 119. Gene Ontology annotation, cellular component: plasma membrane. Lineage: Eukaryota; Metazoa; Chordata; Mammalia; Primates; Cebidae. The record is from RefSeq and is a predicted model, not a curated record. Gene Ontology annotation, biological process: positive regulation of osteoblast differentiation; ossification; positive regulation of bone mineralization.